Molecule: messenger RNA, 1254 nt
Organism: Serinus canaria (Common canary)
Lineage: Eukaryota; Metazoa; Chordata; Aves; Passeriformes; Fringillidae
Product: reticulon-4 receptor-like 2
Exons: 4
Coding region: 1-1254 (417 amino acids)
Cellular component (GO): extracellular matrix
Molecular function (GO): protein binding
Source: RefSeq, a predicted model, not a curated record
AUGGCGGUCAGCACCGGCCCCCUCUGUCCCGGUCCCUAUCACGGUCCCUCUGGGCCCGACCCCCCCGUCGGAUCCGCCACGUUGGACCCCACGGUCCCGAGCGACAAUCGCGUGCAGAUGCAGGAAAAGGCGGGGACACAGGCGUCCCCUACGGUCUCUGAUGGCUUCAGGAAGGGGACGCGCCCGCCGCCCUCUUCCCUGCAGAACAACGUCAUCGGGGCGCUGCGGGCGGGCACCUUCGGGCCCAGCACCGUCACCCUCUGGCUCUACUCCAACAACAUCUCCUCCAUCCAGCCGGGCACCUUCCGCCACCUGCCCGCCCUGGAGGAGCUCGACCUGGGUGACAACCCGCACCUCCGCGUCCUGGCCCCCGACACCUUCCACGGCCUCCACCGCCUCCAGGCCCUGCACCUGUACCGGUGCCGGCUGGCCAACCUGCCCAGCGGCAUCUUCCGCGGCCUCCGCAGCCUCCAGUACCUCUACCUGCAGGAGAACGGGCUGCUCUACCUCCAGGACGACCUCUUUGCCGACCUGGCCAACCUGAGCCACCUCUUCCUGCACGGCAACCGGCUGCGGGCGCUGUCGGAGGGAGUCUUCCGGGGGCUGUCGAGCCUGGACCGCCUGCUGCUGCACGCCAACCGGCUGGCAGCCAUCCACCGCCGCGCCUUCGGGGGGCUGGCGCGCCUCACCAUCCUCUACCUGUUCAACAACAGCCUGGUGGCCCUGCCCGGGGACCCGCUGGCCGCGCUGCCCUCGCUCCAGUUCCUGCGCCUCAACGCCAACCCCUGGGCCUGCGACUGCCGUGCGCGCCCGCUCUGGGCCUGGUUCCGCCGCACGCGCGUCUCCAGCUCCCCGGUGCCGUGCGCCAGCCCCCCGCACCGCCGCGGCACCGACCUGCGCCACCUCCGCCCCCGCGACUUCGACGCCUGCCCUGAGGACGACGACGACGACGACGAGGACAUGGAAGAUGGCAACGGUGGCAACGGGGUGGCGGUGAUGGGCACCCCGGGGCGGGCGCUGGGUCGUCCCGGCACCCUCCCGGCCGCGCCGCCCUCCGCCUUCUACCGCGACGGGCUGCCCCCCCACGACCUGCGGGGACCCCAGCCCCGGCCGCCCCCCCCGUCCCGUGACUCCCGCGGGCCCCCCGAGGACGCCAGCUGCCCCCACGACCCCUGCGCCCCCAUGGCCGCCGCCGCGCCCCACCGGCCCCCCGCCCUCCUGCCCCUCCUGGCUCUGAUCCUGCCCCGACUCUGA